Lampris incognitus (smalleye Pacific opah) is the source of this 2138-nucleotide messenger RNA. RefSeq names its product sulfotransferase 2B1-like. Bases 198 to 1061 code for a protein of 287 amino acids. Gene Ontology annotation, molecular function: sulfotransferase activity. Gene Ontology annotation, biological process: sulfation. The transcript is spliced from 7 exons. The record is from RefSeq and is a predicted model, not a curated record. Gene Ontology annotation, cellular component: cytoplasm. Lineage: Eukaryota; Metazoa; Chordata; Actinopteri; Lampriformes; Lampridae.
GUACCACUUUUUAUUUUUUAUUUUUUUGUGGUAUUUUCCGUCAUUUUAUUGGAUAGCGAUAUUCGAGAGAGACAGGAAAGGCAGGGGGGAGAGAGAGGGGAUGACAGGGCCAGCGAAGGGCCCGGGCCAGAUUGGAACCCAGGCUGCUUCGGUAAGGACUCAGUCUUAUGUGGUACGCACUCUACCAGGUUUGAAUAAUGACAGAGGCAGAGCUAUACAGUGUGUACAAAGGGGUCUAUCUCCCUUCAUUUUUACACACACUUGAGAGCCUUCGGUACUAUGAAGAGUUUUCUUUCCGCUCAGAUGACAUUGUCAUUGUGACCUAUCCCAAGUCUGGUACAACAUGGAUGCAGGAGAUAGUCCCACUGAUCCGAAGUGGAGGGGAUCUCACCGCCAUUCAGAUGUUGCCCACCUGGGACCGGGUUCCCUGGCUGGAGGAGCACAGAGCCAGUGUCCUCAACCUGGAAGACAGGCCAUCACCACGCCUAUUCGUUACACACUACCACUACAGCAUGAUGCCACCAUCAUUCUUAAAAGUCAAGCCAAGGGUCAUCUAUGUCAUGAGGAACCCCAAAGAUGUGUUUACAUCUUCAUUUCACUACUAUGGGAUGACUUCCUACCUGGUCAAGCCAAGCACACAGACUGAAUUCCUGGACAAGUUCCUUAAUGGAAAAAUUAUGUUUGGCUCAUGGUUUGAUCACAUCAAGGGCUGGCUGAAUGUUAAUGACAAAGAGAACAUUAUGUACAUUUCCUAUGAGGAAAUGAUUAGGGACCUGAAAGAUGCUGUAGCGAGGAUUGCCCAAUUCAUGGAGAAACCAUUGAAUUCUGAGGUGAUACAGAAAAUAGCAGACCAAUGUAUUUUCAAGAAUAUGAAAAAGAACAAGCUCUCCAACUAUUCAUUGGUGCCGAGGGAGUUUAUGGACCAGACAAAGUCAGAGUUUCUCAGAAAAGGGAUUGUUGGGGAUUGGAAAAACCAACUAACUGUGGCAGAGGCAGAAUACUUUGAUAAAUUUUACGAAGAAAAAAUGAAAAAUGUGCAAUACAAAUUUGCAUGGGAUUAACAUGUUCUGUUGAUAAAUCUAUUCCUGUUAUGGUGAACAGCAAUGAAUUGAAAGAAUGCAAAUAUGUAAUGGUUAAGUUCUGGUUUGGUUAUAUUAAAGGCCUAAAUUUUGCAGUAGACUUAGAAAUACUAUAUGUAAUUUCAAUUAAAUUCUGACCUCUAUCGUUCAUUGAUGUGAAUAACAACUAAUAAGCAGUAACUCCAUUAGCAGCCAUAAUACUGAGCAGUUUUCUGCGUCAAGUCAAGUCAGUUUUAUUUGAAUAGCCAAAUAUCCCAAAUUACAAAUUUGCCUCAAGGGGCUUUACAGCAACACAACAUCCUGUCCUUAGACCCAGACCCCUGUGUGUCUCUGAAAUGCUGCAGAAACUGUGUCCAUAACUGGUGGACAAUCUCCAGCCAUCCAUUAUCUUAACUGCUUAUCCUGCUGUCAGGGUUGCGGGGAUGCUGGAGCCUAUUCCAGCAGUCAUUGGGCGGCAGGUGGGGAGACACCCUGGACAGGCUGCCAGGCCAUCACAGGGCCGGCGCGCGCGCGCACACACACACACACCCACACACACACAUGCAUUCAUUCCUAGGAACAAUUUAGUAUGGCCGAUUCACCUGACUUACAUAUCUUUGGAAUGUGGGAGGAAACAGGAGCCCCUGGAGGAAACCCACACAGGCAUGGAGAGAACAUGCAAACUCCACAAAGAGGAUGACCCACCAAGGUAGUACUACCCCGAGGCUCGAAACCAGUACCUUCCUGCUGUGAGGCAACCAUGUUAACCACUGCGCCACCAUGCCGUGGACAAUCUGUGAAUGUGAAAACUUCUUUUACCCCCGGGUUUAUUGGUACCGUCAGUAAAACUAUAUUGAAAGAGGCUACACUGUAUAAGAAAAUGCAAAUAACAAUGGUACAUACAGGUGUUGUAGUGAAUGCCACCGAAGACAGUGAUUCACAGUGACAUCACUGCCGUCACUUCUGCACAAUGUUGGUGAAAUUUCAGAGACACAGACUGUUGAUAAUUAUGUCUGCCAAUGGGAUGUUGUCCCUGCAACAUAUAUACAGAGAUAAUGUUGAAAAUCCUGAUUGCUUCCC